Messenger RNA from Harpia harpyja (harpy eagle), 3042 nucleotides. It is a transcript of the gene GRAMD2A, whose product is annotated as GRAM domain containing 2A. NCBI's taxonomy places the organism in Eukaryota, Metazoa, Chordata, Aves, Accipitriformes, Accipitridae. Gene Ontology annotation, biological process: regulation of store-operated calcium entry. The coding region runs from base 899 to 1924 and encodes 341 amino acids. Gene Ontology annotation, molecular function: phosphatidylinositol-4,5-bisphosphate binding. Gene Ontology annotation, cellular component: organelle membrane contact site; extrinsic component of cytoplasmic side of plasma membrane; endoplasmic reticulum membrane. The transcript is spliced from 12 exons. The record is from RefSeq and is a predicted model, not a curated record.
ACCGGGCUUCGCCCAGCAAAGCCACAGCCCAGGAGGAGAGCUGGGGGUCAGGGGGAGCCUGCGUGGGCAGGGAGGGGGGUGUCAGCCCCAUUACCGCGGGCAGGGUGUCAGCAGGUUGCUGGCAACGUUUUCCCUUUGCCGACAACUCCUGCGCCUGCCUGCUCUGCCUCCUCUCGGGGGCUCUGCGCUCCGACUGUUGUUGCUCCGCUUGUAGUUUGGGACACUUGGGAUGGUGAUUUUCCUGCAGAAGCAGCUUCCUCCUGAAAAAAUUCCUUGAGGAGGGUGAUGGCCUGAGCUGCUAGAAAGUGUUUUCCUCCCUGUGCCGGUGCUGGAAGCAGCUCUUGGCAGGGAGACCUCCCUGUCAGCUGUGCCUGGAGCCCAACCUUAUCUUAUCCCGUGUUCCCGAACCCCAGAUCUCCAUCCCUGCUGCAUCUGGGAGCAGGGAUGGACCAAGAUCUGGAGACGGGUGAUGAAACAGCCACUGUGAUGUCUCCACUGGGGCUGAGGAUGCUCCUUGUAGCCCCCAGACCCUUCCUGGAGCAGCCCGAUGCCAGCACUGCAUCCAGGGACCAUCUGACCCAGGAGUUGUCCCUGGCAGUGACUGUAAGAGAGAGAAAACUGGGACAGGACCAAGUGCUUUUCAGUCUCUGGCUCUUCUUGUUUUAGGGGAUUUCUGUGUGUUUGGUGACCCCAGUAGGGUUUCUUGAUGCCCUUGCUUCGAGCAAGGGGUGCCUCUCCCCGUCCCUUGCACAGUGCCCCUUGGUGUCAGCCCCGGUUAGGGCUAAAUCUGCUUGCCCGGAUUAAGUGGCGCAACUGCUUGGGGAUUUAAAGGAUGACGUGAGGGAAGCCAGAGCAGGCUGAGCUCCAUCGAGGGAGGCUCCAGAGCGGCGCCAAACCGAUGCAUGAAAAAGCAGCUCCCCUGAAGAGCCCUGAGCCCAUGCACGGCCGUGAGAAACUGGAGGCAUCCCACAAGGAGAAGAGUUUGGAUUCCCUCGAUGGCAGCCUCCACCUGAAUGAAGCCCUGAAGGAUGAAGACAUCAAGAAAUGCCACCGCGAAGUGGCCGCUAGCAAGUACAACUCCCAGUACCACAAGCUGUUCAAGGACAUCCCGACAGAGGAGAGCGUGCUGAAAGUUUGCUCCUGCGCGCUCCAGAGAGACAUCCUCAUCCAGGGAAGGCUUUACAUCUCCCCCAACUGGCUCUGCUUCUACGCAAACCUUUUUGGGAAGGACAUCAAGGUUGUGAUCCCGGUGGUCUCCGUACAGCUGAUAAAAAAGCACAAGACGGCUCGGCUGCUGCCCAAUGGCUUGGCCAUCACCACCAACGCCAGCAGAAAGUACAUCUUUGUGUCCCUCAUCUCCCGUGACAGCGUCUACGAUGUCCUGAGGAGAGUCUGCACACACCUGCAGGUCUCGAGUAAGAAGAGCUUGAGUUUGAAGGAGCUGACAGAGGAGCCUGACGCCGUGUCGCUGGUGAGGGUCAGGGCGGCUCUGGGAGAGGGAAGGACGGCCAUGAACUCGCGCUGUGGGCAGGAGAGCGUCCGCCUGGCCCCCUUGGAGGUGAUUGUCCCCGAGGGCAAGUGGAGGAAGGUGUCACCCGCCUCGCUGUCACUGUCGCUGCCAGAUGCCGACUACCAGUGCAUCCACCGGACCUCUGUCAGCAGCCUGAGCGCCAAGGAGAGCUCCUUCACCUCUGAGGAGCCUCUGGUUUCGGAAAGUGCAAUAAACACUGAGGAGGAGCUGGAGGUGGAGCAGAGCUGUGUGGCAGAGCUGAGACCCUCUGACUACCAGCUCCUGAAGAUCUUCAUUGUGCUUAUCUGCCUCCUGGUUGUGUCCUCCUCGUACCUGGCGUUUCGCAUCUUCCGUCUGGAGCAGCAGCUCUGCUCUCUGAACCGGGACUACCUCUCCCGCGGGCCCAGGAGGUGACCGUUACCCCCAGCGCUGGCUGAGGACGGACGCUGAGACGGUGGCACCCUGUGUAUGGAUCCUAGUGCUGCAUCCUCCCAGCCAUGGCUGUUGCACGUGGUCCGGCUUUCCCUCGGCCAGUGAAACGGGACCAAGUAUCUUCUCUCUUCCCAGCGGGACCACCUGGCCGGCUCAUGGCCACUGGUGCCAACUCCCCGUCCCACUGGAAACCCAUUUUCUCCCCGGGACGCUGCUGGACUGUAGCACCGGACGAGAGCUCGGUAGCACCGGACGAUGGCUCGGGACUGCCGAGCAGUUGGACCUCCCCUUAGGACUUGCUGCUAAAACGGGUGCCGGUUUUUAUUCCAGACUUGGGGUUUUCUUGUUAAAAGAUGACCUUAGGCUCACCAGGAACCCCUAAAAAUGUGGAUGAAUUGCUGCUGCUGCUCUGGGUGAAGCCCGGGCAGUGGCUCUGGGCUGAACCUGCCUGUUUGUCCCCCUCUCGGUAUGCCCGGGGCCGCGGGUGGAGGAAUGGCCCCAACCGUGGGAGUCUGCAGGGAUGGGGAGAAAGGGGCCACCAGCCCUGUGGGGCAUCAUCUAUCCCAGCACCCGAGGGUGGGGAUACAAUCUAGGGUCCCCCCAGCUCUGCUGGGCUCCGUACUGGCCCCCAGCCCUUCUUUCCUGGAGUACUGGGCCAUCUCGGGGUGCGUGUAUGUGUGUGUGUGUCCCCUGCAAAGCACUUUAGGGUCCCCUAGACCAGGUGUCCUCGCUGGGGACUGCACCUGGCAAUGGUGCCGGACCAAGGCUUCGUUAGCCCCGCUCACCUCUUUAACAUGUCCUGAAAGGAGCCUGUGGCUGGCACCGGUGAACGUCCCGGAUCGCAGCGUGUCUGUGCCCUGGUUCGUGUUAACCUUGUCACCGCGUGCACCUGAGUGCCACAGGAUUUGUCCCGCAGCCUCCCCUGGGAGCACGCUGGGGCGGCAGGUGAUACCUGUGCGAUUCCUUUUCUUUUUCUUUCCUAUUUUUUUUGAACUACAAGUGCUGAUGGGGCCAAAUCCCCACACCCUGGGGAAGAGCUCGCUGCUCGCUCCAGGCUUGGAACGGCUUUUAAAUGAAAAUAAAACCAGGAUUUUCUAGCA